This is a messenger RNA of Synchiropus splendidus (mandarinfish), 2223 nucleotides long. RefSeq names its product SIM bHLH transcription factor 1a (gene sim1a). Gene Ontology annotation, biological process: regulation of transcription by RNA polymerase II. The coding region runs from base 1 to 2223 and encodes 740 amino acids. The transcript has 11 exons. NCBI's taxonomy places the organism in Eukaryota, Metazoa, Chordata, Actinopteri, Syngnathiformes, Callionymidae. Gene Ontology annotation, molecular function: protein dimerization activity; RNA polymerase II transcription regulatory region sequence-specific DNA binding; DNA-binding transcription factor activity, RNA polymerase II-specific. The record is from RefSeq and is a predicted model, not a curated record.
AUGAAAGAGAAAUCCAAAAACGCUGCCCGUACUCGUCGGGAAAAGGAAAACUGCGAGUUUUAUGAGCUGGCCAAGCUGCUGCCGCUGCCCUCUGCCAUCACAUCCCAGCUGGACAAGGCGUCGAUCAUCCGACUCACUACCAGUUACCUGAAGAUGAGAGUCGUCUUCCCCGAAGGUUUGGGGGAGUCCUGCGGUAAAGUGGGCCACAGCUCUGCGGACGGGGUCACUCAGGAAUUGGGAUCUCACCUUUUACAGACUUUAGAUGGCUUCAUCUUUGUAGUCGCUCCUGACGGGAAGAUCAUGUACAUCUCAGAGACAGCUUCAGUGCACCUGGGCCUGUCACAGGUUGAGCUGACAGGAAACAGUAUCUAUGAAUACAUCCACCCAGCAGACCAUGAUGAGAUGACAGCUGUCCUGACCCCACACCAGCCGUAUCACUCACACCUUGUUCAAGAGUAUGAAAUGGAACGCUCGUUCUUUCUCAGGAUGAAAUGCGUCCUGGCGAAAAGAAAUGCUGGUCUUACCUGUGGAGGAUACAAGGUCAUUCACUACAGCGGCUACCUGAAGAUUCGUCAGUACAGUCUAGACAGGUCGCCAUUUGAUGGCUGCUAUCAAAAUGUUGGACUGGUGGCUGUUGGUCACUCACUGCCCCCUAGUGUCAUCACUGAGGUCAAACUGCACAGUAACAUGUUCAUGUUCAGAGCCACUCUUGAUAUGAAGCUGAUCUUCCUCGAUUCACAGGUGGCAGAACUGACUGGCUACGAGCCUCAAGAUCUCAUUGAAAAGACUCUUUAUCAUCAUGUCCACACCUGUGACUCUUUCCACCUGCGUUGUGCUCAUCACUUAUUGCUGGUUAAAGGCCAAGUGAUCACCAAGUACUACCGUUUCCUUGCCAAACGCGGGGGCUGGGUUUGGGUCCAAAGCUAUGCUACCAUCGUACACAACAGCCGGUCAUCUCGGCCACACUGCAUUGUCAGUGUCAACUAUGUUCUCACGGAGGCAGAGCAUAAAGGGCUCCAGCUGUCUGUGGACCAGGUCAUAUCAAAGCCGGUCUUUCCCUCCAGCAACAGCUCGGCCAGCAGCCUUGCAGAAACCAGCAGGGCCUCCAAAAGCAGACUGAACCGAUCUAAGCACAAAUCCAGAUUGUCACCAUACACGCAGUAUUCAACUUUCCAGGCAGAGCGGUCUGAGUCACAUCAGGACAGCCCCUGGGGAGACAGGCUGCUGACUGACUCCUACUCUCCUCAUGUGCUGGAGCAUAGUGAGGGCCUGGAAGCUUUGCGUGUGUUCGGACAGCUGACCGAUCCACUCAAACUCUACAGUAUGCCAGAGGAACCUCACCACAGAGACAUACGCUUUCAUGGUCCUGCUCAUAGCUGUGAGCACGAUGCACGAUGUGAGGCAGGGCGCUAUUUCCUCGGAGCCCUUUCAACCAGCAGGGACUCGUGGUGGGGAUCAACCCACUCCAUCCUGCCUAUGGGCAAGUUUUCCCUGGAUACUGAUGAGGAGAGUGACAGCAGCAUGCUGCAGAUCACCACUGUCCACAGUACUCAUGGCAGCUGCCACUGGGAAGAGGACAGUGUGGUCAGCUCACCAGAUGCCAGCUCAGCCAGUGACUCGGGGGAUCGAUGCCGAGGCAAGCAGGUCUUAGUCAGCCCAGCAGAUCAUCGCAAAAGCGAGGCGCUCAUUCCAGCCACCCAGCAUGUUGGCAAGGAGGAUUGUCGACUCCAUUUACAGAGGGCUACUACAGACUCACUGGCUUCCACCAAUAUGCUACCCAAGGCUUCUGGCUUGAUUUGCUCCACACAGUACUCUUGUGGAUCUAUCCAGACUGUUAUGUGUAAAGGUUUCAGUAAAGUGAUCAGUCCUUCUCCAAGUCUGACUCCCUCAUCCAGACUCGGAAGUCCAGACUCUAAACCAAGAGACUAUGUACAUGCAGAGCUGUCAUCUUUGUCUUUGCCAUUACACCACCCAUUUGGUCCAGCUGGCUCCAACAUAGGUUCUCCCCUCUACCACUCACACUCUCGACCGUACUUGGACAAACAUGCAGCAUACUCCUUAACGGGCUACAAUCUCAAGAACCUGUACAACCCAGAGAACCUCCGUAGCUAUUGUGCUAGCACAGAUCCCACCCACUAUGAGGUGACCCAUCACCUCCACAUACCACCAGAGCAGACCCCUGGACACAAAGGCACUUCUGUCAUUAUCGCUAAAGGCAGCUAA